Molecule: messenger RNA, 252 nt
Organism: Penicillium samsonianum
Lineage: Eukaryota; Fungi; Ascomycota; Eurotiomycetes; Eurotiales; Aspergillaceae
Exons: 3
Coding region: 1-252 (83 amino acids)
Source: RefSeq, a predicted model, not a curated record
AUGACUUCUUUGAUUGGUCUUUGCUGGACCUAUACUCCAGAAGCAAACCCUGUCCUUGCCGGUCUUGGUCUUGUCCUCUUUGCUCUGGUCUCGGUUGUUCUAUACCUGAGACCCAGUCGAGGAUGCAGGCAUACCGCAGACUUGACAAUUACACAAGGAAACAUGAUCAACAUCCCCACCUGGAAAAGAUCCUAUGGCCUGGAUAUACAGCAGCCCUAUAGGCGUCGCUCGUAUGGGUUCGAAGAUAUGUAA